Balearica regulorum gibbericeps (East African grey crowned-crane) is the source of this 1781-nucleotide messenger RNA. The record is from RefSeq and is a predicted model, not a curated record. NCBI's taxonomy places the organism in Eukaryota, Metazoa, Chordata, Aves, Gruiformes, Gruidae.
GCACCUGGAAGACUCCAGUGAGAAUUGGAGUGUGACAAGUUAGCAGAGGAAAGGAGUUGUUGUUUCCAUUCCAUGGAUCCCUUGGGUGCCCCUUCCCAGUUUGUGGAUGUUGACAGUCUGCCAGGCUGGGCUGAUGCCUAUGAGGCUAAGCAGCUGGACUUUCACCAAAAUCCUGUUGAAAAAGCUCAACUUGAUGUUAGGUCACCUUUUCCAUACAGGAAAGACAUCAAUGCAAAAAUAAUCUUAUGGAAAGGAAAUGUAGCGUUACUGAACUGCACAGCCAUAGUAAAUACCAGUAAUGAGUCUCUCACUGAUAAGAAUCCAGUAUCUGAAAGUAUAUUCAUGCAUGCUGGGCCUGACCUGAGGGAUGAACUGCAGAAGCUCAAAGGGUGCAGGACAGGCGAGGCUAAACUCACCAAAGGAUUUAAUUUGGCUGCACGUUUCAUCAUUCACACAGUGGGACCCAAAUACAAAAGCCGGUAUCGCACAGCAGCUGAGAGUUCUCUGUACAGCUGUUACCGCAAUGUUCUGCAGCUCGCAAAGGAACAGGCAAUGUGCUCUGUAGGAUUUUGCGUCAUUAACUCCCUGAAAAGAUGCUAUCCCUUGGAGGAUGCAACCCAUAUAGCACUGCGCACAGUUAGAAGGUUCUUGGAGAUUCAUGGAGACACACUGGAGAAGGUGGUGUUUGCAGUCUCUGAGCUUGAGGAGGCCACUUACCAGAAGUUGCUGCCUCUGUAUUUUCCAAGAUCAUUGGAAGAAGAGAUACAAUCCUUGCCUUACCUCCCUGCAGAUAUUGGCAAUGCAGAAGGAGAGCCUGUAGUACCAGAGCGGCAGAUCAGGAUUACUGAAAAGCCGGGUGUUCCAGACGAUGCUUCAGAUGAAGAGGGUCUGGAGGCAGAUUUGUCUUUCAUUGGUUCCCAUGCUUUUGCCCGCAUGGAGGGAGACGUUGAUAAACAGAGGCGCCUCAUCCUUCAGGGACAGUUGUCAGAGGCAGCACUGCAAAAACAGCAUCAGAGGAAUUAUAAUCGCUGGCUGUGUCAGGCAAGAGCUGAAGACCUUUCCGAUAUUGCUUCUCUUAAAGCCUUGUACCAGACAGGUGUAGAUAACUGUGGCCGCACAGUGAUGGUGGUGGUUGGAAGGAAUAUCCCUGUAACAUUGAUAGACAUGGAAAAGGCUCUUCUGUAUUUCAUCCACGUCAUGGAUCAUAUUGCAGCCAAGGAAUAUGUCCUGGUGUACUUCCAUACGCUCACAAAUGAUUACAAUCAACUAGACUCUAAUUUCUUGAAGAAACUCUAUGAUGUUGUUGAUGCCAAGUACAAGAGGAACUUGAAGGCACUGUAUUUUGUCCACCCAACAUUUCGUUCAAAGGUCUCGGCAUGGUUUUUCACAACCUUUACAGUCUCAGGGCUAAAGGACAAAAUCCACUAUGUGGAAAGCCUUCAGCAGUUAUUCACAGCCAUACCCCCAGAACAGAUUGAUCUCCCCCCUUUCGUCCUCGAGUAUGAUGCCAGGGAAAAUGGGCCUUACUAUUCUUCUUAUCCUCCGUCCCCUGACUUGUGAUCUGCAGUCCUGCGAUGCUGCUGGUUUCCCAUGGAUCCAAUGACCUGAUGCCUGCCAAAACCUGUGCAUUUGCCCAUGUACAGAACUCAGAGAGAGGGUUUUCCUCCCCCAGCUCUGGUAUUUUUUUACUGAUAAGAUAUUUUCAAGCACUCAAGCAAUCAGAGAACUUUAUGCCACUGUGAACUGUACAACUAUUUCAAAUAUAUUUAUCCAAUGGAAAA